CUACAAGUACUUUGUUUUAUUCUUUCUAUGUUUGUAUAUGGAACAUUUGGUGAUUCAUCUUUACUUGAAAACAAAGCUUCUGAUAAAAAUGGUUUGCUCCCUAGUACUGUAUCCGGUAAAGCGUCCAAUGUCCUACGUGACAUUCUUAAUCAGGAAAGUCUGGUCCGCUUCUCUAUGGUACAAAAAAUACAAAGUCUGGCGAUGGAUGCCGUGGACAGCAAAAAAGAUAUACAAGUUAUGAAGGCAAAACUUGGUGAAAUGUCAAUGAACCUACGGAACUUGGAGACGGAAAACCAAUUAUUGGAGAACGCAAUAAAGAAAAUGAAGGUUCUAAAUGAAUCUCAAUCAGUCUCUACCAAAAGCCCCCAAAUUGAGAAACUCAAAAACCAAUUAAAUGUAACAUUACAGAAGUGCAGUGUGAGCAGUCUUUUGGAACGUUAUAAAUAUACAGAGGACGCUUUGGGAAGAUCUGUGAAUGAAACUCUGCAUGCUGUUUGUAGAGAUCUGAAUGAAUCCAACUGGAUCUUGUCAAAAAUGCUUUCAAAGGAUUGUUUGGACAUUUUGCAGAAAUACCCAAGUUUAGAAGGAAGGGACGGGGUUUUCAGGAUAUCCGUGGCCUAUGAAGUAAAGUCUGAUUAUUGUGACAUGAGAACUGAUGGAGGAGGGUGGACAGUUA
Molecule: messenger RNA, 676 nt
Organism: Saccostrea cuccullata (small rock oyster)
Lineage: Eukaryota; Metazoa; Mollusca; Bivalvia; Ostreida; Ostreidae
Product: angiopoietin-4-like
Exons: 2
Source: RefSeq, a predicted model, not a curated record